CACUCUCAAGCGUGGUUUCCUCCUACCUUCGAGCAGUGCAUGUGUUAAGGGCCUUUAGUCCCAGAUAUCGAUAUCUGAGUUACAUUGAACUCUGGUUUUUAUAUUCUGGUUCCCCCUGUCCUGCUAUCUCUCAAGCAAGUGAUGAGCCUCUCAGACAAUAACCACCCUCCGUUCAAGCCGCAAACAGCUGAUGCGAAAACCCUAGUCGGCGCGAGGAUGGAGAUUCCGAUACAUUGUCGUGUACCAUGGGCCUAGUUCAAGCCUUACUCUCCGUGUUUAUCGACGACGGAGACAAGUUACGUUCCAUCAACUCCGGCGAACUGAGAAUUACUUUCCUCUUGCGAUCACCACUCUACUAUGUUUGUGCAUCGACUUGGGGAGAACCAGAGUCUGUAACACGUACGCACCUCGAGUAUCUACACCUACAAAUCCUUAGCAUCGUCACUGCUGCGCAGCUCAGACGCAUAUUUGAACGCCGCACGAACUUUGAUCUGAGACGCCUCCUGAAUGGCGCAGAACCUUUUCUGUUCUCGCUGCUCAGCCGGUUAGAAUUGGACCUUGCUAUGUCUACAUCGUCACUGCACUGUCUACAACUCGAUCCGAAUCUACGCUCGCGAGUAGCUGAUGCCCUAGUACCCAUAACAAAGAUGAAGGAUACUUUGUAUAUCAUCCUCAUCGCCGGCGGUCGCGUUGUCACCCUCGUACGACCCAGGAAACACUCGAUACAUCCUGCAGACAUUCACGUCCUCGUCAAUACUGCACAUGCUCCGUCGAUCUAUAAUUCACCAGCGUCGGCUUCUUGGAUCCCCGUCUGUCUCCCCAAGUACGACCCAGCGACCUUCGUAAAUGCGUAUAUCUCGUUUUUAUGGAAACCCGAGGACAACAGCAUAGAAACAUCGUCAAAUGCCGAGUCUCGAGAAUCAUCCUCAUCCUCUCGUAGAGAAGACGGUCGCCACCCACCUAACCUUUCUUCAGAUGCAGCAAUAUGUCUAAUGUGUAUCAGCGGUGGCGGAGAAUUCGAGACUGUCCGGAGUUGGUGCGAUUCCGUUGCUCAGAAAUUGCAAAGCCAGGGCACACUGAAAGCAAUCACGGAUGCAAUGGAGUCCAGGAAGACACAUUACUCUGUUUCCCAGCUUGCGAUCCCAGGAUUACGACAUUUUGUCUAUAAAUCUCGACCAGAUGUCCAAAUUACUUUUCCAGCAUUCGAGGAUCCCUACGACAGUCGCGAUGAAGUACGAAGGAUCAUCGCAAUGUACCAAACGGUGUACGAUGCCCUCCAUGCGAAAUCUGGUCAAUCUGGACCCCUCAAGUUGCAGUGCAUUCGUACAGAAAAAGAAAUUGUAAUGGGAUGGAUUACACAACCCUUCGAACUUUACAUCGUCCUAUCGCCAAGGCUACCGAAAACAGCGGUAAUUAACGCGGCGAACGCCGUGACUCGAUGGGUAAAGAAGGAGGAGAGAAACUUACUCUUAAGAGAUGCGCCUGUAUUUUAAUCGUACAUAUAGUGGGGCGGGUGUUUAGGAGGUUCAUACAAAUGCCCGCCAUCUCGUGCUUUUCAUACGAC
This is a messenger RNA of Pisolithus orientalis, 1564 nucleotides long. Its product is annotated as vacuolar fusion protein MON1. Gene Ontology annotation, cellular component: fungal-type vacuole membrane; Mon1-Ccz1 complex. The transcript has 10 exons. NCBI's taxonomy places the organism in Eukaryota, Fungi, Basidiomycota, Agaricomycetes, Boletales, Pisolithaceae. The record is from RefSeq and is a predicted model, not a curated record. Gene Ontology annotation, biological process: vesicle-mediated transport; protein targeting to vacuole. Bases 246 to 1493 code for a protein of 415 amino acids.